AUGGCAGAGACAGAAGGAUUCUCUCUCCCGGCGCUGCAUACGUCGCCUAGUGGUGAUCGAGACGCCCUCGACGUCGAACAAACCGUCGUGGACGCAGAGCAGACCGACUCGAGGCAGGUAGAGUCAAAAAAGACAAAACUCCAUGUCCUCGUAGGCUCUGGCAUAAUCCAGCUGCCAAUAUGGGGCUUUGCUAUGAGCUAUGGUAUAUUCCAGGAAUAUUACUUCGAUAACUGGACAUUCCAAGGAGACUGCAGCAUUACUGGUGUAAUCGGCACGACGGCUAAUGGUGUCAUGUACCUGUCUAUGCCCUUCCUCUUCGCCUUAUUCAGCAGACGAUGGGCUCAUAGACGCCAACUUGCCGCUCUUUGUGGCACGGUAAUUGCAUGCGUCAGUUUCUUCUUGUCCUCUUACAGUACCACUACCUGGCAAUUGAUCGCGACUCAGGGCAUCACGUCCGCAUUGGGGUGUGCGCUCAUCUAUAGUCCAACUACGCUAUCUCUCGGCGAGUGGUAUAGCAGCAGCAACCGUGCUUUGGCAUACGGAAUUGUUCUCUCUUGCAAGAACAUUGUCGGAACCAGCUGUCCAUUCAUGCUACGAGCAUUGAUUGAUACCUACGGCUAUCAGACCACUUUGAGAGCCUGGACAGCAAUUGUCGGUGGAACAAGCAUCUGCGCCAUCUUCCUAAUCCCAACACACCCUUCGAAGGUCUCGAUCCACCAAACUCGAGCACGCAAAAUCCCCUGGCAUUUCCUCAAACACCGAUCUAUCUACUUUUACAGUAUCGCCAUCAUCUUCCAAAGCUCUGGUUACGGUAUUCCGCAAACGUAUCUGAGCACUUACGCACGAGACGUCCUCAUGUUGUCUCAGGCUUCGGGCACUCUCAUGCUAGCUGUUUUCAACGCGCCCGGCAUUAUUGCUUCUUCCUUCUUUGGGUGGUUGAGCGAUAAUAAGCGAAUUACUCUUUCGGCUCAGACUGUUUCUGCAAUUCCACCCAUCUGCUGUGUAUUUGCUACCUUCCUGUUCUGGGGCUUGACCACGCAGGGCGGUAUUGGCCUCCUCAUAAUCUUCUCCAUGACGUUUGGGUUCUUCUCCGGUGGCUAUAGCGCUACCUGGGGAGGGAUGCUUAAACAGAUGGAACGCGAGUCCGCCGAGAGGAACGAAGCCGUUGACCCUGGAAUUCUCUACGGUCUGCUAAAUGGCGUCAGGGGGAUCGGGUACGUCAGCGGAGGACUUGCUGGUGUCGAACUGCUAAGCGCUGGUACUAUAUCGGCCAGCCAGCGCUUUGGUUAUGGGACCUCCUAUGGGCCCCUUAUCAUCUUUACGGGGCUUUCUUCGCUUCUUGGAGGCUGGGUCAUUCUUUGGCGUUGGAGUCCAAAAAGACUUUUGCCAUUGGUCUCGAGAGGGCUAAGAAUCUACCUCGUCUUUCAAUCACCUGGCAAGAUGACAAAACUGGACAAUGCGGAGUAUACGCUCUAUUCGUCCCCCUUCUCCCUCUACUCCAUGAUGGCCCGCCACACCAUCCAACUCGGCCCUACGACGCAUGGUGCAAAACCGCCGCAAAGAAUCACGCUGCACUUCGUCAAUCGUGAUGAGAACGAGAACUUGAGUGAGGAUUACCUCCUCAAGGUAAAUCCAAAAGGCCAGGUUCCCGCCAUGACCGGCAACGUCCUCGAGCAGCCACUUACCGACAGCCACUCCAUCUCUCUCUACCUGGCCGAGAAGCACUACCCAGCCAUGCUGCCGGCACAACACGCCGCCGUCAUCAGGGACCUCCUGCAGAGGCUUCAUGCUGUUCCUGGCCCGUCAUUCGGCAACAGGAACCCGACACCAGCGAUGAGGCAGCAUAACCCCUCACCUGCGGAGGAUAUUCUCAAGAGGACUGAUCUCAGCCCGGAAUACCGCGUGGCUCUCGAGACCAAGCUCGAAUUCCACAACAACAACUAUGGCAUUGCCUUCCAGCCAGCCAUCGUAGCCAAAGCCCGCGCAGACCUAGAGACCAUUUUCACAGAAAUCACAGACCACCGCAGGGAAAGCGGUGCAUCCGACACUGAGGCAGGAUGGACCUUUGGCAACAAGGUUGGCCCCACCGUGCUUGACAGCCAUCUCCUUCCAUUCGUGCUGCGCUGCAUCGAUGCUGGCAGCGCCGAGCUCGUUCCCCAGGAGCUGCAGCGCUGGGCUGGGCUUAUGGCGAAAAGUCCCGGGUGGGAAAAGGUCAUGCAUGGCAGACCGACACAGUAUAACCGUUCCACCAUGGGCCCCGUUGAGGAUAUGCAGGAGAUGAUGUCGCUGUCUAAGUAUGAGCCAGGCCGGAAGGGUGGGGCUGGGAAAGCAGUCUAUAUCUCCAAAAUGGACCCCUCCCUCGUCAAAAUCCCGCCCAUCAAAGACCUCACAAUCGAGAACAUAACCCAGAACGUCAUCCUCAUCAACUCUCUCUGCGAAGAUGCGCGCAUGAAAUACGUGCUCGAACGCCUGGUCACCCAUCUACACGACUUUGCGCGCGAAACUCGCCUGAGCUCCGAUGAAUGGAUGGCUGGUAUCAAGUUUCUGACCGAGACGGGGAAGAUUUGCAGUGAUGUUCGACAGAAAGGGAAUAAACAGGAAUUCAUCCUCCUGUCUGAUAUCCUCGGAUUAUCACUUCUAGUCGACUCAAUCGACCACCCAAAACCCGCCAACUCAACUGAAGGAACUGUUCUCGGGCCCUUCCACACACACGAAGCACCCAGCAUGGCGCACGGGGAUAACAUGUCGCAGGACCCCAACGGCGAACCGCUCCUAGUUAUAUGCAACAUCAAGGAUCGCGCAGACAAGCCCAUCAGCGGCGUGAAGAUCGAUAUCUGGGAGACCGACUCUGCGGGUUAUUACGACGUGCAACAUGCCGAUCGUUCGGGUCCGGAUGGUCGUUGUGUGAUGACUUCGGAUGAGAAGGGGCAGUUUUGGUUUAGGGCUAUUAAGCCCGUUCCGUAUCCCAUUCCGCAUGAUGGGCCGGUGGGGAUGCUGUUGAGGAGACUGCGGAGACAUUCGUAUAGGCCGAGUCAUAUGCAUUUUAUGUUUGAGAAGGAGGGUUACGAUCGUUUGAUUACAGCACUCUACCUCCGCAACGAUCCAUACGAAACAUCGGAUGCCGUCUUCGGCGUCAAGAAUACUCUCGUAGUUGAUCUCGGCGUCGUCGAUGCCACCCUAGCAGCCAAGUACGGCAUUGCUGAGGGCUCGUGGUUAAUGACCUAUGACUUUGUGCUUGUCACGGAUGCGGAGACAAGUGCUCUGCGUGAGCACAAUUCGCAGGUUGCUCUGGAUAAGUUGGGGAGAAAAGUCAAGAUUGUUAAUGGGCUGCCAAUCCCUGAUUUGGAUUGA
Molecule: messenger RNA, 3351 nt
Organism: Talaromyces atroroseus
Lineage: Eukaryota; Fungi; Ascomycota; Eurotiomycetes; Eurotiales; Trichocomaceae
Exons: 9
Coding region: 1-3351 (1116 amino acids)
Biological process (GO): transmembrane transport; catechol-containing compound metabolic process
Molecular function (GO): transmembrane transporter activity; ferric iron binding; catechol 1,2-dioxygenase activity
Source: RefSeq, a predicted model, not a curated record